Molecule: messenger RNA, 2199 nt
Organism: Eucalyptus grandis
Lineage: Eukaryota; Viridiplantae; Streptophyta; Magnoliopsida; Myrtales; Myrtaceae
Product: proline-rich receptor-like protein kinase PERK1
Exons: 8
Coding region: 1-2199 (732 amino acids)
Biological process (GO): protein phosphorylation
Molecular function (GO): ATP binding; protein kinase activity
Source: RefSeq, a predicted model, not a curated record
AUGGUGGGUUGCUUGUUUGUCUCGGGAAGGGUGUUGGGGGAUCUCCCCUCCUCCUCCGACUGCCGCCGGCCUGCCGUGAGCCGUUUGGGUCUCAGUGGCGAUGGACCCAUUGCCGCCGAUGGAGUCUCUGGUGCUGCCAACCCCUCCGUCUUCACCACCACCUUCACCGUCGCCUCCGCUGCGGUCGUCGCCACCACCAUCGCCACCGUCUCCUCCUCCCAUGGCGUCGAAUUUGACUGCAUCGCCACCACCAUUGGCCUCACCCCCACCCCCACCCGCUACCUCGCCUCCCCCGGCUUCAUCGCCGCCACCUUCAGAGGCCAUCCGUCUCCGCCGCCUCCAUCAAGUGAUCUAAAUACCCCGCCCUCACCGCCAAUAGUUGCCCCUGGCCCUCCACCGCAACAACCGUCGCCACUACCGCCAAAUACGCCGAACUCGCCGCCUUUACCUUCCCUAUCGCCUCCUCAACCAGCAAACCCUCCUCCUGUAAUUCCGCCGCCAGGUGACCCCUCUGGUGGCGCAUUAUCACCGCCUCCUCCAUCCUCCGCGGUACCAAAUUUUCCACCGCCGCCAGGAUCUCUCACGCCCCCGUCAAAUGGAACAACGCCUUCUCUGUCGCCUCCGACGGGCUCCUCGACAAGUGGCAGCUCGCCACCAUCUCCUAGCUCCUCCUCGUCACUCCCUCUCUUGCCUGUCAUGAUCGGAGUCGCGAUAGGAGUAGGAGUGUUAUUGGCCGUGCUCUUGGUGUGGUUUAUCUUUUCUUGCGCUGGGAAGAAGAAGAAGAAGAACCCGCGAGCUCAGACGAAUCAUCACGCUGGCUCUUUUGGCGAUGGCUCAAAAGCUGGCAAAAGCUACUACAAGACCUACUCGAGUCGGCGCAACACUCAGCCACCUGGAACAGAUCACGUCGUUCAAAUCCCUCCCCCGCUGGGGGCGGUGGCAGGCGCUCUACCUUCAGGCUGGCCGACGCCGCCACCGCCUCUCUCGAGCAGCACCGAAGGGAACUCGAGGAGCUCGCAUGGCCUGGACUCUUCCAUCACUCUCGGGUUCAACAAGAGCACCUUCACCUAUAACGAAUUAGCGAUGGCCACAAACGGAUUCGCCUUCGACACCAUAAUAGGCCAAGGAGGUUUCGGGUACGUGCACAAAGGGGUGCUGCCGAGCGGGCAGGAGGUGGCCGUGAAGUGCUUGAAAGCCGGGAGCGGGCAGGGAGAUAGGGAGUUUCAGGCUGAGGUGGAGAUCAUCAGCCGUGUCCAUCACCGUCAUCUGGUGUCGCUGAUAGGAUACUGCAUCGCCGGAAGUCAGAGGAUGAUGGUUUACGAGUUCAUGCCGAACAAAACCCUAGAGUAUCACCUUCAUGCGAAAGAUCGUCCGCCCAUGGGUUGGUCCACCAGGCUUCGAAUUGCUUUAGGAUCUGCCAAGGGCCUCGCUUAUCUGCAUGAAGAUUGUCACCCUCGUAUCAUCCAUCGGGACAUCAAAGGUGCAAACAUCCUUCUUGAUUUCAACUUCGAGGCCAAGGUGGCGGACUUCGGACUAGCUAAGCUUACUUCGGACAAUUUCACUCACGUGUCGACACGAAUCAUGGGAACAUUCGGUUACUUGGCCCCGGAGUAUGCAGCGAGCGGCAAACUGACUGACAAGUCCGACAUCUUCUCCUUCGGAGUUAUGCUUCUGGAGCUGAUAACGGGACGGCGUCCGGCCGACCCCACCAGCGAGUUGAUGGAGGACAGCCUCGUGGAUUGGGCUAGGCCCCGAAUCGGACGUGCCUUGGAAGAGAGCAAAUUCAACGAGUUAGCCGACCCGCGGUUGGAAGCCCGUUACGACCAUCAGGAGAUGGCGCGCAUGGCGGCGUGUGCUGGCGCAUGUAUCCGGCACUCCGCCAGGAGGAGACCCAAGAUGAGCCAGAUCGUUCGAGCUCUAGAAGGGGACGGUUCUUUCGACGAUCUAAACUUCUGGCCAAAGUCGAACGGCCAAAGCUCGACCGGCCAAAACUGGGCCGCCGGCGGAUCGAGCAGCACCGAUUACGAAAGCGUCUCUUAUAGCGAGAACAUGAGGCAAUUCAAGAAAGUCGCGUUUAACAAUCAUGAGUACGUGAGCAGCGAGUAUGGAGGCACGAGCGAGUACGGGCUCAAUCCUUCUUCUUCAAGCAGCGACACGGAGGAGACGAGCAAAGUCGGGUCCAGGAGACAUAGUCCGUGA